AUGUGGAGGGUAGUGCGAUGUUCAACUGUAUCCAGCAACGUUUCAAACGAAUACACACUGUAUAUGACUAGGCCACACAUUCGGAUUAAGGAGGAGCCCAUAAAAUACCUCAUUUCUCCCGGUGUAUUUUGCCCCAUUAACCAUCCCCAUCAUUGUACGUUCAACCUUUCUGCCGCUUCUUAUUACAUUAUUCAAGAUGUACAUAUAUUUCUAGCUCCAUUGCUUCUAUCACCUGCGGCUAACUGGUCGACUUAUGCGAUUACAGUUGCAGGAUCUGCAGCUUGUACUGCUGGAUCGACUUCCUCACUAUUAUACACAAAUCUUGGUAUAUUCAUUACAGACAACGAUACUCUCUACGUUGCUGAUCAGCUCAACCAUCGAAUAGUUGUCAUUCAACCUAAUUCAACCGUUGCUAGCAAUAUCAUCGGUUCUGGUCCCGGAACGGGGCCUUCUCAANUAAAAAUGGCUAAACUCCCUCAUAUGAAGUCAUCUUCGUCCAUCUAUGUAAGAAUAGUUGCAUCAGAUAUCAGAGUAAAUCUUCUUCAAUUGGGAACAUCAGCUAUAACACAUGGUACUCAGCAAGAUCUUAUUCUCAAUCCCGGAGUUUAUUCUGUUGAUCCUAAUGAAGAUUCGUUUGAUGCCAGUAAAUGGAAAUAUUCAUAUUAUUGUCGAGUAUAUGAUUUGUAUAAUUUUCCAAACAUUGGAGGUGUUUUACUGACAAUUGAAAAUUCUCAAAAUGAUCUCAAUAAUCCUUCAUGUUUAAUCAAUCGAACAGGCAUUGGCAGUGAAUUGAGAUUUGAAAAUUCAACCGUUUCACCGAAUUCAUCGUUAACGAUUCUUUCCGGUUCACUUCAACAAAAUCAAACAUAUCAAUUUAUGGUUAUACUUGAAAAUAAAAUUAAUUCUUCAAUUCAAGUGAAAGGAUAUCUACUUGUACGAAUUGUUGAUUUUACUCCACCAUUGAUUGUUCUUGGUUGUGUUAUUUCGUCAUUAUGUUCUCCAAAUGGUGAAUUUCAACUUGUUAAUCCAACGACUCAACUUAGUUUAUUUACUCUUUGUAUCGGAACUUGUACAAAUAUUGAAAAUAUCUAUUGGAAUAUUUAUCAAAGUUCAUCUGUCAAUUCAACACAAUGGACAUUAUUUAAUCAAAUUCAUUCUUAUGAAAAUAUUUGGUUCUUCGGAAUAAAUACAAGUAAAAUAACAAUAACAAAUGAUUUGUUUAUAAACAAUUCACAAAUAAAUCUUUGGAAAUUUGAAGUUGUUUAUACAUUUCUUUCGACAACAAGUACAAGUUCAUUGAAUUUUAUUCGAAAUCAAUCUCCUUAUAAUGGUUCAUGUUCAAUUUUCCCUUUAAAUGGAACAAUAACAACAGUUUUUACAAUUUCUUGCUCAAAUUGGAUCGAUGUCAAUGGAAUCAAAGAUUAUUCAUUAUAUAUAUGGACAAAUGAUAUAUCUAAACAAAUUCUGAUCGCAUUUUCAUCAAUAUCAUCUUUUCAAGUUCGAUUUCCUGCUGGAAUCAAUGAAACAUCAUUUAUUAAUGUUAUUGUUCAUAUUCGAAAUCUCGAGAAUUGUAUAACACAAGUGAAUUUAACAUCUGUUUAUGUUCGAAUUGAUUCUGAAUCAAUCGAUGAUUUAAUCAAUGAUUUACAAAAUUCAUCAAAUUUGAUAACGAAUAAUUCAAUUAUUCAAUUACUUUCAAAAGCAAAUGAAUUUAUCGAUGAAAAUCAAAUUGAUCUCGAAGAUGAUGAAGAUCAUCUUCAUUCACCAAAGGAUUAUUCAUUAGUUGAUUGUCAAUCGUUGAAACGUGUAAAUCGUUUGACUGAAAGUGAACUUAUUUAUGCUCGUGAUAAUCGAUUAAAAGAACUUGAAAUGUGGUCAAUUCUUCGACAAUUCUCUCGUCAUAUUGUUUUCGCAAUUUUGAUCUUUUUAGUUACUUAUUCUAAUCAUCAACAAAAUAGUUUCUUUCAAGUUAAUCAUUUACGAAAAUAUCUUCUUCAUCCUGGAGAAGUUGAUCACGAUUUUACACAAAUUUCAACGAUUAAUCAUUUUUGGGAUUGGUUAACGAAUACUUUUGUCAUUGAUAGUCGUGUUCAAUCAUGGUACAAUGGUGAUAAACCACUUUAUUUGAAUGGUUUUCUCAAUGAUAAAACGAAUCGAUUAAUUGGUCUAAUCACAAUCAGACAAUUACGUGUUCAAUCCACAUUAUGCGAUAAUCAACGAAUUGUUUCCUUAUGUGAAAAUGAUUAUAACUAUUUCAAUGAAGAAAAACGAAGUUUUUCACCUGGAUGGACUAAUGAAACAAAUGGAGAAAUAUUUCUUUCAUCAAUAAUUAAUGCAUUUCAUUAUUCAACAAGUGAUCAAUUAGAUGGUUCGAUAUUUUCAGGUGAAUAUGCAACAUAUGGAGGUGGAGGAUAUGUUUAUCAAUUUCGUGGAAGUUUAGCAGAGAUACAAACAAAUUUAUCUUUACUUCAUCAAUUACAAUGGAUUAAUCAACAUACACGAGCUGUUUUUAUUCAAUUUACUUUAUAUAAUCCAAAUGUUCAAUUAUUAAUUUCAGUUAUUUUACUUGUUGAAUUCUUAUCAACAAGUGGAGCUUUUCCAAGUGUUGAUUUUCAACCAAUUAAUUUCUAUGCAUUACGAUCAAAUUUACAAUUAGUUUGUGUGAUACUUUACACAUUAUUUCUGAUUUAUUUAAUGAUAAUCGAAAUUCAAUUAAUAGUGCGAUUGAAAUCGAAAUAUUUGAAGAAAUUUUGGUCAUGGAUUCAAUUGAGUAUUAUCGGUUGUUCAUGGACAAGUGUUGUAAUUUAUGUUUGUCGUUCUCGAGAAGUCAGUCGUUUAAGUAAAUUCUUUUCCGAGACAAAUGGUUUCGUUUAUAUAAAUUUACAAUUUGCAGCUCAUUUAAAUGAGAUUUUAACAAUUCUCUUUGGUUAUUGUUGUUUUUGUUCGAUAAUUAAAUUUCUUGAUUUACUUCGUGUGAAUCAAUACGUUGGUUUGUUUGUGGAAACGAUUAAAUCUUGUCGAAAAGAUCUUUUGUCAUUUUUAUCGAUGUUUUCAAUCAUUUACAUGGCAUUUCUUUCAUUAUUUUAUUUAUUAUUUAUUUCAAAGAUUUCUUCAUGUUCAAGUUUAAUUUCAACUGCAGAAAUGUUAUUUGAAAUGACAACACUUUUAUAUGAUUUAACUGAAAUUACACAAGAUGGCAGUUCUCUCAUUCAAUUUUGCUUUACUUUAUUUAUAUUCAUUGUCGUUUUCGUUUGUUUAAGUAUGUUUCUUUCGAUAAUUAUUCAAAGUUUUCAAAAUUGUCAACAAAAUCAACAUUCGACUGAUGAAACUAUUUUCUCGUUUAUGAUCAAGAGAUUCUUUCGUUAUAUCGGUUUGAAUAAGCCAAGUCAAUCAGAAAUUCAACAAGAUAAAGAUCGACGAAUGCGUUCAUUGUACAUUAGUCAUAUUGAUACACUUCGAUAUAAAGUAGAUCAACUAGUCUCUGCAAUUAACAAAGUUUAUAUGGAUCAAAAGUGUGAAUUAUCAAAAUUGGAUAAAGCAGGAGUGUAA
Messenger RNA from Adineta ricciae, 3549 nucleotides. The record is from the annotation of a GenBank genome assembly. NCBI's taxonomy places the organism in Eukaryota, Metazoa, Rotifera, Eurotatoria, Adinetida, Adinetidae.